Molecule: messenger RNA, 606 nt
Organism: Thyridium curvatum
Lineage: Eukaryota; Fungi; Ascomycota; Sordariomycetes; Thyridiales; Thyridiaceae
Exons: 2
Coding region: 1-606 (201 amino acids)
Source: RefSeq, a predicted model, not a curated record
AUGUCUCGCCGAGUGCCGAGAGGCGAGUACAUCGAGACCGACACGGGCAACAAGGUCGCCCGCAAGGCGACCCUCGUCGGCACCCAAAACAUCAUGCUCGGCGGCAAGACCAUCAUCAUGGCCGAGGCCAUGAUCCGCGGCGACCUCUCCCGAGCCGGCACCGCUCCCUCCUCCUCCUCGUCGGGCGGCGCCUCCGCGCCCGCCAACAACACCGCCGUCGCCAUCGGGCGCUACUGCUUCCUCAGCCGCGCGUGCUGCCUGCGGCCCCCGGGCCGCAUGUACAAGGGCGCCUUCACGUACAUGCCGCUGCGCAUGGGCGACCACGUCUUCGUGGGCCAGGGCAGCAUCGUGCAGGCCGCGAGCGUGGGCAGCCACGUGCACAUCGGGGACAACGUCGUGGUCGGCGAGUUCGCCAUCAUCAAGGACUACGUGCGCGUGCUGGACGGCGCCGUCGUCGCGCCCAACACGGUGGUCCCGAGCUUCAGCGUCGUGGCGGGCCAGCCGGCGCGGGUGGUCGGCGAGGUGCCCGAGGGCGGGCACGAGGCCUUCGAGCUGCGGGAGCUGUACAAGACGGUGGGCAACAACCCGCAACCGAUGCCUGUGUGA